Haliotis rubra (blacklip abalone) is the source of this 661-nucleotide messenger RNA. RefSeq names its product anaphase-promoting complex subunit 13-like. Gene Ontology annotation, biological process: protein K11-linked ubiquitination. The record is from RefSeq and is a predicted model, not a curated record. Gene Ontology annotation, cellular component: anaphase-promoting complex. The transcript has 2 exons. The coding region runs from base 146 to 373 and encodes 75 amino acids. Lineage: Eukaryota; Metazoa; Mollusca; Gastropoda; Lepetellida; Haliotidae.
UCGGCAGCUUCUGACGUGAUCCCCCAGCGCAUGUCGACCGGCACAAACUGCACCCCUCGGGAGCUGCACAGGUGUUGAAGCUGGGGGAAGUAUUUCCGUGUCAGUUCGUCUCGCUCCUCUUCCAUCCCCCCAAAAGGUGUGCACCAUGGACAGUGAAGUGCAACGGGACGGUCGCCUGAUGGACAUCAUAGACGAGAAGUGGCGUGAAGACAGGCUGCCGAUGGAAGACAUCAUGGUGCCACAGUUAGAGCUGCCAGAGAUUGAGCCAGACAAUGGUCCCACAACAGAGACUCUCCGGGAACAGGAGCAGAAGUGGUCUGACCUGGCGCUGUCGGUGUUGCAUGAUCAGCCACCCACAGCAGGCAGCAGCUGAGGGGUCCCGGGGCUGGCUGGCUCAUACUGCCUCUCUGUGUGCUGGACAGGUGGGGUGUCUGGUGACAAGUUAUUGCACACACAGAUAAUGUGUGUGAAGAGAGUGAUGUUUCUGUGGAGCAGGUUCGUGAAUGUGUUCUGUCCAAGGAGGAGGGUUAGUACAGGCAGAUUUGUGUCAGGAACAAUAUAUUUCUCCUCCCGUGGAACCAGCUUCCACAUUGUCAGUACAGGACAGUUAUGUAAUGUGUAUGUGAUUGUUAAUAAAGGUUGUAACCAUUCUGAUAUGUCU